Messenger RNA from Rattus rattus (black rat), 7009 nucleotides. It is a transcript of the gene Kcna6, whose product is annotated as potassium voltage-gated channel subfamily A member 6. NCBI's taxonomy places the organism in Eukaryota, Metazoa, Chordata, Mammalia, Rodentia, Muridae. The transcript is spliced from 2 exons. Bases 947 to 2749 code for a protein of 600 amino acids. The record is from RefSeq and is a predicted model, not a curated record. Gene Ontology annotation, biological process: potassium ion transmembrane transport; protein homooligomerization. Gene Ontology annotation, molecular function: protein binding; delayed rectifier potassium channel activity. Gene Ontology annotation, cellular component: membrane; voltage-gated potassium channel complex.
GCGUGCGUGUGAAUGUGAGAAAGCAAGAGGCAUGCCAGGAGAGCGCGGGAAAGAUUACCGGGAAGGCAAGUGUGCAUCUCUCUCUCUCUCUCUUUCUAGCAUCCAGGCUUGCUGCAGCCCCUAGCUGGGUAAGGGGUGUGAUGUGAGAGUGGGGUGGGAGGGGGCAGCAGGCGGGGCCUGCCACGUCACUUGGAGAGUGUGUUAAGGAGGAAGGGCAGAGCUGAGAGCUGAGCCUGCUGCUGCUGCUGCUGUUGCUGCUGCUGCUGUUGCUGCUGCUUGCUGUUGCUGCUGCUGCUGGGGCUGCUGCGGGUGCGGGCAAGGAUUGAUGCGGUGGGGAGGUGGGUCUCUGCGCUCCGGCGCCCGGGCAGGCCCAGGGCGGUUCCGAGGCCUGUAGAACAGCUCCUGGGAAGAAGGUGGCGGCUGCAAUCGCGACCUUGGCCAGACCUAGUUCGGUGGUGGACGUAGGGCGGAGGCGGAGGCCGAGCCCGGGCAGGAGUCUUUGGCGAGCCAGAGGGAGGCGCAUCUGGCGCUUCGGUACCAGCGGCAGCCUUGUGAGUCUUGUGAGGCUGGAGAAGCGCAGCAGGACCUGGUGAGAGCUAGCAAGUCUGGAGGGCGGACCUGUGGGUCCCGAGCCCAGCUUUAGGCACCAUCGAGAGCUAAGCCAAGCGUCUUUUCGGGCAGCCAGUUUCACGCGCGCGACAGUUUGCGGGUUCCAGGCAUCUCAGAAAUCUUGAGCACGGAGGCGCGGCUACUGAGAGCCAGAGCCACAUCCCAGACCUAGCCUGGCAGAGAGACCAGCUGCAGGGUUCACCGACCUAACCGCCAGGUCAGAGCACGGGCCCCACCCUAAAGGAGGGCGCAGCCGGAGCUGGGAAGCCGGUGCCGCGCUCCGGAGCUCGUGUCGUGGGCGCCGUCCUAGUGGCGGGGAGCGCACCGCCGAGGUGACAUGAGAUCGGAGAAAUCCCUGACGCUGGCGGCGCCGGGGGAGGUCCGUGGGCCGGAGGGGGAGCAACAGGAUGCGGGUGAGUUCCAGGAGGCCGAGGGCGGCGGCGGCUGCUGUAGUAGUGAGAGGCUGGUGAUCAACAUCUCUGGGCUGCGCUUCGAGACGCAGCUGCGCACCUUGUCGCUGUUCCCUGACACGCUGCUAGGAGACCCUGGCCGCAGAGUCCGCUUCUUUGACCCCUUGAGGAAUGAGUACUUCUUUGACCGCAACCGACCCAGCUUCGAUGCCAUCCUUUAUUACUACCAGUCGGGGGGUCGCCUGCGCAGGCCGGUUAACGUGCCCCUUGACAUCUUCAUGGAAGAGAUUCGCUUCUAUCAGUUGGGAGACGAAGCCCUGGCGGCCUUCCGGGAGGAUGAGGGUUGCCUGCCCGAAGGUGGGGAGGAUGAGAAGCCACUCCCCUCCCAGCCUUUCCAGCGACAGGUCUGGCUCCUCUUUGAGUAUCCGGAGAGUUCUGGGCCCGCCCGAGGCAUUGCCAUCGUCUCAGUGUUGGUCAUCCUCAUCUCCAUUGUCAUCUUUUGCCUGGAGACCUUGCCUCAGUUCCGUGCAGAUGGGCGCGGUGGAAGCAACGAGGGGAGUGGGACCCGCAUGUCCCCGGCCUCCAGGGGGAGCCACGAGGAGGAAGAUGAAGACGAGGAUUCCUAUGCAUUUCCUGGUAGCAUUCCCUCUGGGGGGUUGGGGACCGGAGGAACUUCUUCAUUUAGUACUCUCGGGGGUUCCUUCUUCACAGACCCCUUCUUCCUGGUGGAAACUCUGUGUAUCGUCUGGUUCACCUUUGAGCUCCUGGUGCGCUUCUCUGCCUGUCCCAGCAAGGCGGCCUUCUUUCGCAAUAUCAUGAACAUCAUUGACUUGGUGGCCAUCUUCCCCUACUUUAUCACCCUGGGCACCGAGCUAGUGCAACGUCACGAGCAGCAGCCUGUGAGUGGUGGCAGUGGUCAGAAUGGGCAGCAGGCCAUGUCCCUAGCCAUCCUCAGGGUGAUCCGCCUGGUCCGGGUGUUUCGGAUCUUCAAGCUCUCCCGCCACUCCAAGGGGUUGCAGAUCCUGGGUAAGACCUUGCAAGCAUCCAUGCGGGAGCUCGGGCUACUCAUCUUCUUCCUCUUCAUUGGAGUCAUCCUCUUCUCCAGCGCUGUCUACUUCGCAGAGGCAGAUGACGUUGACUCGCUCUUCCCUAGCAUCCCAGAUGCCUUUUGGUGGGCUGUGGUUACAAUGACCACAGUAGGUUAUGGGGAUAUGUACCCCAUGACGGUGGGAGGCAAGAUUGUGGGCUCACUGUGUGCCAUUGCUGGGGUCCUCACCAUUGCAUUACCGGUACCGGUCAUUGUCUCCAAUUUCAACUACUUCUACCACCGAGAGACGGAGCAGGAGGAGCAAGGCCAGUAUACCCACGUCACUUGUGGGCAGCCUACACCGGACCUGAAGGCAACGGACAAUGGGCUUGGCAAACCUGACUUUGCGGAGGCGUCACGGGAACGGCGGUCCAGCUACCUUCCAACUCACACCGAGCUUAUGCAGAGAAAAGGAUGCUCACCGAGGUUUGAUGGAUGCGGGCAGGCCUGCAGGAAAACAGGAGCUCUGAGCAAGUCAUCUCUCAGGCUUCCUUCUCAUGCUCACUACUCCCGCCUUAGCUCCAGAGGACCUCGAACCCCCGCCCCGCCCCCUCCCGUACACAGUACACGGCAUCCUGGACCAAAUAUCUGGACUAUAGACUGUUGCUCGCUCCUCGCAGCAUUCGAGGUUUCUCCACCUUAGUGACAUUUUUGGAAAUUUCAACGGUGCCACCCAAUCAUGCCCAUCAGUCACGUGAAUGAGAUGCACAUUUCUGACUGACCUUCCCUCAAGACUGAGUUCUCAUGCCUGGGUCUUGUAAUAUCUCUAGGAAUGGUGACACCAAUAGAAUAGGAAGCAGCUACACUCAGGUCCCUUCUUUAGAGUCCUUUGCUUUGGGUCAUGCGCCUUCCUUAGCUUCUGGUCACGUGGUCACUGGCAGACUCUGGACGAUGGAAGAUUUCAGCUUGCUGUUUUGGUGCUCUCUCCAGCUUCUGGCUGGUAGAGCUAUUAGCUGCCCGGCUUUGAAAGUUAUCCACAGCUAAAUUUGGAUGGAAUUAGAGAAAAACUACCCAACUGGAUUAUUUGAAGGACACGAGGGUCAGUUCUAGACCAAUGGGGGCCAGUGGACUUCUCUAGUUGUGAUCUGUCACAGGAGACCACAGCAGGGGGGUCUACAGUAGACCUCACCACUCAGAUUCCCUGACUCCCUUGAGCUUUCAGGAAGGCACCUUCUCAGAGCCAAGUUCUAUUUGUGAGCAAGCGCCUUGGUGUGAGGAGGAACUGGAAAACAGAACCACGGAGACAGGAGAAAAGCCUGACCAGAGCCGAAGGACUGGCUGGACCACACAUCUGAAGCGAGGUGCCCCUUAGCAGAGACUGUCAACUUAGAACAGGCAGAGGGACCCUGCUGCAGUCAGCAGCCAAUUCUCUGAGAUUAGCCCAGAUCUCUCUAAGGUAUCCUCUUCCCUUCUCCCUGGGAACCUGACCUAGGAUUGCAGAUUGUUUUUAUAAAGCGGACCUCAGCUCUAACCUACAGACAGGUGAGUUCACACAUCGAAUGCCAGCAGAGCUUUUCUCUUAUGCUGCGGGCAACAGCCUUUGGUUGGGAGCCAGGAAAGGGCACGGCUAUGUUGUUGGCAGCUUCUGUUCUGCUGAGUCAAGCAAACGUUGGUCCGCUCUGCUCUGCCUUUGGAGCUGCAUUCGGCCUGCUCUAACUGCUAAGGUAACUCGGUGGUUCCCACUUGGACCAAGCCAUCUUCUACCAUUGUGAAAUCACUGCCACCCUCCCAGCUGCCCACUGCCCCCUCCCCCCUCCCCCGUAACAUUGCCAUUCAGUUUUGCCUUUGAUAAACUGUGACACACUGUUCUCAGUUCUCAUGGGUACGGUUCUGAAACUCAAAGGACUGUUAACAUGUUUUUAAUUUUAUAUUGAUGCUUUAAGAUUCUUCGAAGAGAAUGCUUUUUCAAAAGAUUUUCCUGAAGAGCAACUUAGUAAGGAGAGUGACCUUGACUACUGGCUUGAGAGGCCACUGUGGCUCCAGGGAGGGACAGAUCACAGUCUGAGGUUUGCCACAGCUUUACAGGGUAACUCUGGUGUCACGGUCCCUCAUUGUGCCUCAGUUUCUCCCACCCGUUAAAUGAGGACAUUAAAGUCUUCCCCUCCCUACCUCAUGGGGGAAUUAUCAAUAAACUCACCCAGGAAGGUGGGGAAGAUGCUAUGCAAGUGUAUGAAUUCUAGUAAUGGCUUUGAGUUUUCGUUCAUUAUACUGCCUGCCUAUCUCUCAAAGGCAAGGCCUUUCCCCCAGAAAUUUCCACUGUGGAUCCAAAGCCUAAGACUAGGUCAUUGUAGACCACCAGCUUUCUAAGUCUCUCCUUGGCAUUUUGGGCUUGGGUCCCCAUCCUUUCUUUCACCCUUCAGAAUGGAGUAUAUUCUUGUGGUAGACUUGGUGGCCAGAAGUCAUUUCCUCGGAGGCUUGACUUCUCCAAGCCUGCAACAGAGUAAAAGACUGAGAUGUUUAAGGCUCCGAGAUCUAUUCCAAGGCCAGUAAGAAAGUAUUUUGUUUCCAGUGAUUUUAGUUGUUAGGAGCCCACCCCAGCGACCAAAGGGAGGCCCCGAGCUGAGGAUGGAUGAGGGGAUAUGUGUGCAUGGAUCUCUCUCUCUCUGUGUAUAUAUUGUCACCCUCAUCACUGUCCCUGUCUUUAUGCAAACAUUGCCUUUUCAAGUCAGAACAUGCCUGAAAGUAAAAGGUUUGUGGAGAGCCAGGCUCUCCAGGGACUCUGGUUGCUGUAGCAACCUUCCAGACUGUUCUUUCUACUGAUUUGGGUAUCAAGGGGGAGCAGACUACAUAUCCCAGCUUCUCGUGUGGGAACACCUCCAAUCUAUCGAUUUAGGCAUUGGCAGAACUAAAACAAGGACUCAGGACCUUUGACAACGUGGGGGAAGUAGAUUCUCAACACUUCCUGCCUAGACCUUUCUUCCUGGCUCUUUAUCCGGUCACUGAAGCUGCCACAUCUUACCCCGAUUCUUCAGAAACUUGAAUGCUUAGAAACUGCCCAACUCUGCCAACACCAAUGUCAGGUUUUCAAAAGGAGACCUCAGAGAGGGGUACAAAAGGUCCUCUCCGUAGCCGUCAGACUGGGCCUUGAGGACACAGAGGACACCAGUCUGGGGUGUCAUGGUAUUCUCAUCUCAGAUGCAGGCUCUUCCCAGCUCUAAGAGAGAUCGAGAAGAAUGGAACUCCUCCCUCCCAGGGAGCAGCAUUGCUCCUGACAAAAAUUACGGAAGCGAUUCUUAAGAUGUCAGACAGAACCUGAGAGGCCGUGACUCAAUCUAGCUUUUGUGAAGAGUUUUGUCCAGGGAGCUCUCCCUGCUUCUGAGCCUCCCUGUGGAUGACGUAACCUUGGCAUCCAGAGAGAACGUGUACCACCGUGUGCUGCCUCAGCAGCUGGAAUAGCAUCACAGCUGCCUGAGAAGGUGGGGUUCAAGCCAUCUCAAUGACUGACUUAAGCCAGUGGGGGCUCCCAGAGGACGCCCUAGGACUGCCAGUUUCUGCUUGGGAUGAGGACAUUCCUCCUGCCUAGCAUCCCAGAGGAGCAAGGAACAGCUGGCCUUCCUUGCCUCUGAGGGCUGUGCUGCUCGUGGUCACUCUGGAAAACCUGUGCAUCCGAAGACCUUUAACUUCUCGGGAGGAUGAGACCCCACGCCUCCUCCCUGAAUAACUCAGCCUGGCAGCCCCUGGCGGCCUUCCGCAAGCACUGACCGGGACUGGAAAAGGCUGACACGGGGGAUUCUGGAUGUUGCAGUGGGGCCAUAGGAAGGUGGGGAGAGCUGCUGGUCUGAUAGAAGGAGAAAGGGUGUUAGGAUGAUGUGGGAUCAUGUGUGCUGCAGAGACGCCCAGGCACUCGCUGGCUGGGGAAGAGUAACUAAUAAAUAAAUGACAGUCUCAGAGGUCUUGCCUUCUGCUGUGUGACAACUGCAAGAGCUGAGCCCAGCCAGCACUCAUGUCACAGGCCUUGAUGAGGGCAGGAGAUGCUGAAGUGUUUAGUCGGCUUCCCAGCAUUUGCCACCCCAGGCGCUGGCCACCCGUGGGCCACCAGGGAAGGCCUCCUUCAGCUUCUGCAGGUUCAGCCUCAGGGAGGGGAUGUUUCCUGAGGAGACCGGAGACAGAGCCCGUUGCCUGGCAUGCUCUGUCUCUUGAGUCUACAGCACAGAGCAUGUGUCAAGGUCAGAACUGUCUUUCAAGUGGUUUCCCGGGGCCUCCGGAGAGCACACACAGGCCUCUCUGGGUAGCAAGACUGGUCUCUGCUCCCCUUAUUUGGAACAGGCUUUUUCAUGUAGCCCAGGCUGCUCUCCUGCUCUCUGUAGAGGCAAAGAUGAACUUGAACUCUUGAUUUUCCUGUCUUGGCCUCUUCAGCGCUGAGAUGACAGCACCCGCAUGUGUGUGCACGCAUGUGCGCACGUGUGUGUUUGUGUGUACGCGCCAUCAUGCAAGCCCUUCUAGUGACUCUUGUUGCUGUCCUUGAAACCUGUAGUCGAUUGCUUUCCCUCAUGAGAAGUAACAGUGAUGUCCCCCAACGAACACUCUCAUCCAAUUCUGGGGUUUCUGGAGAGGGCCAUCCUCACCAGUAUCCACACACCCAAGAUUCGUUCCUGUUGAGCUAAAUUUAAUUCCUAAUUAGGUGGUGAGGGGGGAAGCGUGUGUGCACAUGGGAGCCUUCCAUAAUGUUAAAAUCCUUCUAGAUUCUUUUUUCAUGGCCGGGCUCGUCACCCUACUCUAUGGACUGAACCACAGCCUAUCUGUUGUUCAGCAGGACACCCAGUAUGGAAGGACCAUUGAUGAGUAUCAGCUGGACCGGUGACAGAGAGCUUGAAUGGAUAAGCGUAGGCUCUGGCUGAUAAUUAUAGUCAAAGAACGUACAUUCAAAUGAUCAAGUGCUCACAAACUGUUGAUUCCAAGUGAA